AUGAUAGGAUUCCUCGGAGGAGUAAAACUAACAUUUGGCGAAAGGACACCCGACACCCGGUAACCGGAUCCGAGGCGGAAGAGUGACUGAAUGGCGUGAACAAAUAACUCAGGCAUGUCUUCCUGUGGCCUGAAUUUGAGUCAGACACCGGAGGUCCGUGCGCCUGUCUGGGACGCAAAGGAAGACGACGAGGACGCGGACGACUCUGAGUGUUUUGCGCGCACGCCCGCCGCCGCUGUCUCUGAUUUCUCUCCUUCAUCAUCAUCCUCGUCGCCCUCCACCUCGUCCCCGUCUCCGCUAUGCUUCUCCGCCGAGCAGGUGGCAUGCGUGUGCGAGGCGCUGCAGCAGGCUGGACGUGUGGACCGACUGGCCCGGUUCUUGCGCACUCUCGGCUCGCGCGGCGGCGGUGGUGAGAGUGUACUCCGUGCGCGCGCUCUCGUCGCCUUCCACCAGGCGCGCUACAGCGAGCUGUACGGCAUCCUGCAGGGUCACAGCUUCAGCCCCGCGUGCCAUGCCGCGCUGCAGGAGCUCUGGUACAAGGCGCACUACACGGAGGCGGAGACGGCACGCGGCCGCCCGCUCGGCGCUGUGGACAAGUACCGCGUGCGCCGGAAGUUCCCGCUGCCGCGCACCAUCUGGGACGGAGAGGAAACCGUGUACUGCUUCAAAGCGCGCUCACGGAACGCUCUCCGGGACGCGUACGCACGCAAUCGCUACCCGUCACCGGCGGACAAGAGGAACCUAGCCAAAGUAACGGGACUGUCGCUCACUCAGGUCAGCAACUGGUUCAAAAACCGGCGGCAGAGAGACCGGAAUCCGUCCAAAAGUGAAUCAGAUGGGAACCACAGCACCGAGGACGAGCGAAGUAAAGGACAUGAGGAUUUGUCUCCGUGUCCACUCACAGGCCACGCUGACGGGAUGACAUCACACGUACCUCUCUCCUCCCGAACCCCAGAGCUCCAUCCGACGGAAGGCGAGAAAAGCUUUCUGUUCAAUGGGACCUUCCCUCCUUCCUCCUCCAGGUUCCUCUCCUCCACAGGAAGUCCACUGUUUGGCGUUCCGGGUCUCGCUCCUCUCCAGCCGCCGGCAUACAGACCCGAGUCCGGCGGUGCCAAAGACAGAGACAGAGGAAGCGAUAAAAAGAUGGACAGAUCUGAAGCCAUCAGUCCUUCUGACAGAGAUGGAGUGUGUGAGAAAAGGAUGGACAGAUUAGACAGAGGAGGGGAGGGCAUGCUACCGAUCUCUUUUUUCAGAGACACAGAAACAGAGGUGAAGAGCAGAGCUUCAGGAUCAGGGGUAGAGUCUGAUCACAUGGAGAAGAUCCAGCUCACCGGCUACGUUCUGGGAGAUGAAGUCACGGAAGAUGGAAGGAGUGAAGAAAUGUCGCUGAUGAGAGACUCUUUAACUCUUCCUCAUCUGCAGCUGCCUUUAUCUUCCUCGCCUGCUGCACCAGCGCAAGUGCUGGUUAGCGUUAGCAGCUUAGCAGUGGAGCAGGAGCGGGGCAGUUCGGCUCCUCUGCAGUCCAGCACAGUGCUCUUUAACCUGGGCGACUCCUCGGUCAAACGGGAGUGUGAGAGAGACCUGGCUUUCUCCUGCGUGCAGAACACACACCUGCGCUUCACACACACACUGCUACACCCACCGGGCGGAACUGACAGACUUCAGGGGUCGUGGCCCUCAGUUGACCUCUGACCUCAGCAAGGACUUCCUGUGUGCUGAUGCAGGCAUGUAGGGAGACAAGCUGAGUUUUUGGUCAAUUAUCUUUAGUAAUGAAUUUAUUCUCCUGCUGAGUGUGUGUGUGUGUGUGUGUGUGAUAAGAGGGUGCAUUUAUUAGCUCUCAGAUAAUAAUUGAGUAGAACACACUUUACUGUUACUUUAGUGUAAAAUGUCAGAAAUCCCACAGUCACAUCACACAUCUUCUGAGCCAAUCAUUUUGAUGAUUACAUCAUCACUAAUUUGCAUAAAAUCAGAGGAGGCCUCAGUAGCAGCUCUGUGAUGUAAAUUUGUACAGGAAGUGAACAACUUACACUUUUCCCUUUAAAUACAAAAGAAACUUUAUUUAAAUUUACUCAGAUGAUGAUUUGAUGGAAAAUGAUGCCUCAUAACCUUCUGAAUAAACACUACUGAUAUUACAGCAGCACAACUUACACACAACAACUACAACAACUACACCUCACAACUUACACACUCUACAACAACAACAACAACAACAACAUCAUCAUCAUCAUCAUCAUCAUCAUGAAUGUCAUUGGACAAUGGAAGCUUUAAAGGGAAACCUCUAUUUCUCCCUCUCUCUCCC
Messenger RNA from Hemibagrus wyckioides, 2299 nucleotides. RefSeq names its product SIX homeobox 4a (gene six4a). NCBI's taxonomy places the organism in Eukaryota, Metazoa, Chordata, Actinopteri, Siluriformes, Bagridae. The transcript is spliced from 3 exons. The coding region runs from base 115 to 1692 and encodes 525 amino acids. Gene Ontology annotation, cellular component: nucleus; transcription regulator complex. Gene Ontology annotation, molecular function: RNA polymerase II cis-regulatory region sequence-specific DNA binding; DNA-binding transcription factor activity, RNA polymerase II-specific. Gene Ontology annotation, biological process: regulation of transcription by RNA polymerase II. The record is from RefSeq and is a predicted model, not a curated record.